GCUGGGUAAUAAUUAAUGUUUUUAUUAAAUUUGGAGGGGAUUUUUUGCAGCCCUUCGCCUAGCGUGGCUUCCAGUCCCGUUAGGUGCAAAGCAAGUCUCGUUGAUCGCCAUUGCUAGUUUUGCACACGUUUGCGAAUCAGCGCUGCCGGGGUACACUGACCGCGCUGGGAAACGUCGAGAGUGUAAAUAAAUGCUUCGCCUCUUGUUCGGAUUUUUGCUACUGCCGAAAAUAUGUAGAUUGUGAACUCUCUUGGCUCUCUUUGGAUCCAGGUUGAUAGAAGUCCAGAUCCCGAGGAAAUCUCCAGCUAAAUGCUAAAAAUAUAAAAUACUGAGCUGAGAUUUGCGAAGAGCAGCAGAAUGGAUGGAUUUUACGACCAGCAAGUGCCUUACAUGGUCACCAAUAGUCAGCGUGGGAGACAUUGUAACGAGAAACCUACAAAUGUCAGGAAAAGAAAAUUCAUUAACAGAGAUCUGGCUCAUGAUUCAGAAGAACUCUUUCAAGAUCUAAGUCAAUUACAAGAAACAUGGCUUGCAGAAGCUCAGGUACCUGACAAUGAUGAGCAGUUUGUGCCAGAUUAUCAGGCUGAAAGUUUGGCUUUUCAUGGCCUGCCACUGAAAAUCAAGAAAGAACCCCACAGUCCAUGUUCAGAGCUUGGCUCUGCCUGCAGUCAAGAACAGCCCUUUAAAUUCAGCUAUGGAGAAAAGUGCCUGUACACUGUCAGUGCCUAUGAUCAGAAGCCACACGUGGGGAUGAGGCCCUCCAAUCCCCCAACACCAUCCAGCACCCCAGUGUCCCCACUGCAUCAUGCAUCUCCAAAUUCAACUCACACUCCUAAACCUGACCGGGCCUUCCCAGCUCACCUCCCUCCGUCGCAGUCCAUACCGGAGAGCAGCUACCCCAUGGACCACAGAUUUCGCCGCCAGCUUUCUGAACCCUGUAAUUCCUUUCCUCCGUUGCCGACAAUGCCAAGGGAAGGGCGUCCUAUGUACCAACGCCAGAUGUCUGAGCCAAACAUCCCUUUCCCACCUCAAGGGUUUAAACAGGAGUACCAUGACCCAGUGUAUGAACACAGCACUAUGGUUGGCAGUGCGGCCAGCCAAAGCUUCCCCCCUCCACUGAUGAUUAAACAGGAACCCAGAGAUUUUGCGUAUGACUCAGAAGUGCCUAGCUGCCACUCCAUUUAUAUGCGGCAAGAAGGUUUUCUGGCUCAUCCCAGCAGGACAGAAGGUUGUAUGUUUGAAAAGGGCCCCAGGCAAUUUUAUGAUGAUACCUGCGUUGUCCCAGAGAAAUUUGACGGGGAUAUCAAACAAGAGCCGGGAAUGUACCGAGAAGGGCCCACAUACCAGCGGCGGGGCUCCCUGCAGCUGUGGCAGUUUUUGGUCGCCCUGCUGGAUGACCCUUCCAAUUCCCACUUCAUUGCCUGGACUGGUCGAGGAAUGGAAUUUAAACUGAUUGAGCCCGAAGAGGUGGCUCGGCGUUGGGGCAUUCAGAAAAAUAGGCCAGCAAUGAACUAUGAUAAACUUAGCCGUUCACUCCGCUAUUAUUAUGAGAAAGGAAUCAUGCAAAAGGUGGCUGGAGAGAGAUAUGUCUACAAAUUUGUGUGUGACCCGGAAGCUCUUUUCUCCAUGGCCUUUCCCGAUAAUCAGCGCCCUCUGCUGAAGACAGACAUGGAGCGUCACAUCAACGAGGAGGACACUGUCCCUCUGUCGCAUUUUGACGAGAGCCUGGCCUACAUGCCUGACGGCGGCUGCUGCAAUCCUCACCCCUACAGUGAAGGCUAUGUCUAUUAGCACCAGAGACUCGCAAGCAGGGCUGCCUCGCACCUGUCCUCUUUCAAGAUGCAGAGAAUCGCCGGAUUCUCGUCGAGUUUUGUUUUAAUUUUUUGUUGUUUGUAUUUUAUUUUUAAAUACUACGAAAGGGGGGAGGGGCCUUUUCCUGUUGCAUUAUUCUAUGGUCUGCCAUGGACUGCGCACUUUAUUUGUGGGUGGGUGGGAGUAAUCUAAACAUUUAUUCUCUGUAACAGGAAGAUAAUGGGUUAAUGGGGGUGGGGCGGGGGAGGGAUGACUUUUUACUUUGGCUCUGGAUGGGGUCUUACAGGUUUUAAGUAUAACGAAGCUCUAUCAUGUCUGUUUGAUUUCAUAACAGCAUAAGAUAACAUUCAUUUUCUCUGGGUAUCUAUGGUACAGUUAAUCACAUUGUGGAAAUACCCACUCAGAAAUGAUAUGCCUUGGGCAGCCCCCCCCCCCCCCCCAUGAUUUCUGAGUCUCUGCCAGUGUACAAGAGAAACCUCUACUCUAAAUGGCAGUUCACUUUGUUAAAAUAACUGGUUUUGCACCUCUUGUGAAAAGGUGUUUAGAGAUUGCAUUUGCCUUUGUUUGUUCUGCUUUAUAUAUGACUCAAAGAGGAAAACCAGAAAGAAGGUUUCCUCUGGAGUUUGGCAAUCACCUUGACUACAAAUGAAGGGCACAAUUUUGGACUCUGGCUCCUAACUGAGUCACAGGCCAGUAGCAUUACCUGUAGCUGGUGCCACCUUGUCAUUUAGGCGUAAAUCAUACUCUCUUUUCAAUAUUCCGGAGCCCAUUUCAGUUAAAAAUCACGUGUCAUUGUCCUUUGGGAUCUCAGUUAAAUAUUAAAUCUCAGAUUACAGUAAAGCAAAAACAGAGGGGAAAAAAGGAUUCUUCACUUCCUUCAAUACAUAAAUAUAUUAUUUAAUCAGUAAGAUUUAACUUUACUAAAUCACAUAUAAGCUGUUCUAGAUGCAGCGAGCACUCCUUAAGAAAAAUAUCCAAUACACUAAAUAGGUACUAUAGUAAUUUUUAGCCAUGGUACCCAUUGAUAUGCAUUUAGACCUUUUACCGCUGUGUUAUGUUGAUAACAUAUAUAAAUAUUAGAUAAUGCUAAUGCUUCUGCUGCUGUCUUUUCUGUAAUAUUCUCUUUCAUGCUGAAUUUACUAUGACCAUUUAUAAGCAAUGCAAUUAACUACAGAUAGCAUUUCAGGACAAAAUAGAUGACUAAAACCAUUUAUUGCUUAAAAAAUAGCUUACGCCAUGCUAUGCUCUAAGCGGCUUUUAUGUGCACUGGUAAAAAGAAGAUUAAGGAAGCUUCCGCUUGCUAAAGGGAACUGGAAACUUCUGUAACUUUUGGUGAAAUGGAAAGUAUUUGCAAACUGUCGACGAAUCUGAUGUAGUAGCUGUGUGACAUAGUGCCGGCACUGGGAGUACCUAUCAUCUUGUUUUAGACACUCAUGUAAAUGUGAUUGAAUUGUUUGAAAGAAGAUUUAAAGAUUUAAAGUUGCAAACCUUUUUUGUUUUGUUUUGCUUUGCUUUUGGAGAAAAUGCUGAAAAUAGGUCAUGUGGUUUCAUUCACUUUGAAAAAGACAUUAAGCAAAAGAUGUUGAGCAAUGGCCUGCUGAAAGACUCAAGAUAGAAACAUAAGUUUUCUUCAAUCCGUGGGUAUCCCAGAGGAAAACUUUCCCUGCCCCCAGAUUCUAUAACAAAAUGUUAAAAAAAAGAAAAAUCUAACCACAAAAUCAAAUCCAAUCGAUGGGAGCAUUUCAUGUAAACAAGCAUAGAAAAAUUGUUUAAAGAUGAUCCCUCAGCUUCCUGUAUUCCACCUCUCCAGCCGAAAUAUCUACUAGGAUAUUUAUUGGGAACACCUCCAGACCCAACUCUAUUCAAAUUCAAGCUUCUCAAAAACAUAUUAUAAUUUCAACACAUAUAUUUAACACACGUGUUCUCUGUGGCUGUUCUUAUAUAUAUCCCAUGUCAUCAGGCUCAUGAUGGGCUGUAACUCUGCCUUAAGAACCAGAACCUUUGUGUUGUUGUUGUUGUUGUUGUUUUAACUGUGCUCAUGUGGCCAUUGCAGCACUUAAGAGCAGACUAAAAUAACUAGCUAAUGGUAGAAAAAGAAUGAGAUAAUUGGAUAAGUUGAAGGAACAAAGUUUAAGUGGGUCAUUAAAAUAAGGUCUAUGAAAGGUCUAUAUUGUGGAUCUUUUUCUCUUUUUCCCCUCUUAAAAAAAAUAUUUUAAUUCUAGUCUGCCAGUGGGAAUCAAUUGGGCCAGGAGUUAAAAGAGUCAAAAGAUCUGGUAUUAAUAAUAUAAUAUUUUAAAUUUAUAUUUUGCUGAUUAAUGUAGUGAUAAACUGAACUAAGUAGUAAUUGAUCAAUAUUAAGUCUUUUUUCCAAUACAUUAUAAAUUCUUGGGAAAUGUUUCUAAGGUUUUUUGUUUUGUUUUUCAGAUUCUGUUUUUAUUCUACUUUUUCUUUUGUUGUGCUUUUAUUUUUGGUUAGAUUAAUAAAUCUGGCAGCUGAUUUCUGCAAAAUCUCAGUGUUUUGAAUUUCUAAUUGAAUUAGCUAAUCAAAUAUGAAAACCAAUGAUGUUUUCCUUCAACUUGAUAAAAGAAAUGAUUUCUACUAUUGGUUGCUACCUCUUGGUGAUCAAUAACAUUCUAUCAACAAACUAAUAACAACAACAAAAGUUACAUCCUAAAUAGCUAGUGGUAAAUGAUUCUACUUAAGCUAAGAAAGAUAGAAAGAUAGAACCAAGAAACUGAGAGUGCAGAAUAGCUUUCUCCAAUAAUAGAAAAAUGUUAGAAGUCAUUUAAUUAAGCCUUUUAACAGGUUUUAUUAUUUUCCUAUUGUGGCUAUAACAAUGUAACACUCGUUUAGUUGCUUACAACAACUUCCAUAUAUCCUCAUAUAGUUCUGGAGGUCUGAAGUCCAAAAGAGGUUUAAGAGUUUUUAAAAAGCUCAAAAUUGUUGUGUCAGCAGCUUUGAUUUCUUCUGGAGUCUCCAAGGGAGAAUCGGAUUCUCGCCUCUUCUAGUGAUGGCCAGCACACCUGGGCUUCGGGCUGCAUCCCUGCAAUAGAUGCUGAGUGGUCACAUCUCUUAAGAAGACAUAUCUCCUCUUACCUUUUUCUUAUAUGGACACGUUCAGGUCCAUUUAGACAUUCCAAGAUAUCUCUGCACUUCAAGACCAUGAACCAUAGCUACAAAUGCUAUUUUCCCUGUACGGAAAUCAUUCAUAGGUCCUGGGAAUUAGGACACGGUCAUCCCAGCGUGUGUGUAUGUGCGCACGCGCUUGACAUUAGCCAGGCUACUACACAGUUGAAGACAUGUAUCAAAAUUAUUAAAUGACUUACCUAUAGAGAUAAAAAAAUUAUUGAAGAACCUAAGAUUAGGGAUCACUGAAAUGCUUUUUUUCUUAUUCUUCAGGUAUUCAUUCCCAUCUUCACAUAAAUGAUACUACAAGCAUAUUGUAUUAAAACUUCUCUAUUCCACUAAAGCGUCUGGUAUUCACAUUAAGCUUUUAUUUAUCCUCCCACCCCUACCCAAAGCAAAGUCUGUAAUGAUAGAAUAGAUGGAUGACUAUAGAAGAGUGAUGGCAACUCUAAUUCUGUGCAAAAUGGAACUAGGUUUAUAAUAAACUUCCGUUGAUGCUAGUAUGAGUAAUUACUAUGUGACCAUAACCUUCUAAAAGGUGAUCACUAUUUAUUAGAUAACAUUAUGUAGAAUAUAUCUUAUUCAAAGGAAAAUACACUAUGGGUUUAUUUACCCUUACUAUAAUGACAAGGAGAGAAAUAAUGUUACUUAUAAUAUUUGGCUAUAUAAGUUUUUUAAAAAGAAGCCACUUCAUAUAUCAUGAAACACAUAAAGCUUAUAAUGAGAAGACAUCAAAGUAGUAUAUUUGAGUGUUAGUUACAUGGAACAUUAUAGAGAAAAAUGAAAAUUUAAGAAUAAAAAUGAGUAAAUUAUUUUCUACUUUUAGUUUGGUGUGAGGAAAAAAAUAGACUUGUAAUAAAACAAAAAUCAGGUACGAAUACUGGUAGGAGAAUCUGAAGAAGAGUACUAUAAAUACCAAACCGUUGUGAUAACGAUCGCAGGAAGUUCAAGUAUCGGGAGCAGUUCUUCCCAUUGUGGCUCUGUCCUCAGUACUCAACAGUCAGGGUUUGAUUUUUGUUGUUACAUAGGAAACUAACUUAGAAAGAUUUUUUUUUUAAGUUACAGAAAUACAUAAUCUCAAAAAGACUGACUAGAGAGCUGGCUUCCUUUUUAGAAAUUUGAUUUUAGAGUGUACAUAUAAGCACUUAAAAUAACCGACUUAGAAAUUCAUAUGUAAGGUAGGAUUUUUGUUUAGUUGAUUGCCUAUAAAAUUCAUUAUUUGUAUUGGUUAGAAUUCUAAAAGCAUGCUAUGUCUAUGAGGAAGUUAUUCAUCUUGCAUUAACAUUAUACUUAAGAUUUGAGAAAACAUGCUUUGAAUUUCAUGUGUUUAUAGCAAUUAAAUAUGCUCAAAAUUAAAAUAAUAAAAGCACAGAAACUGAAAACA
Molecule: messenger RNA, 6322 nt
Organism: Echinops telfairi (small Madagascar hedgehog)
Lineage: Eukaryota; Metazoa; Chordata; Mammalia; Afrosoricida; Tenrecidae
Gene: ETV1
Product: ETS variant transcription factor 1
Exons: 14
Coding region: 358-1791 (477 amino acids)
Biological process (GO): regulation of transcription by RNA polymerase II; cell differentiation
Cellular component (GO): nucleus
Molecular function (GO): DNA-binding transcription factor activity, RNA polymerase II-specific; sequence-specific DNA binding
Source: RefSeq, a predicted model, not a curated record